Pogoniulus pusillus (Red-fronted tinkerbird) is the source of this 825-nucleotide messenger RNA. Its product is annotated as electroneutral sodium bicarbonate exchanger 1-like. The record is from RefSeq and is a predicted model, not a curated record. The coding region runs from base 124 to 825 and encodes 233 amino acids. Gene Ontology annotation, biological process: monoatomic anion transport; transmembrane transport; bicarbonate transport. Gene Ontology annotation, molecular function: sodium:bicarbonate symporter activity; solute:inorganic anion antiporter activity; monoatomic anion transmembrane transporter activity. Gene Ontology annotation, cellular component: plasma membrane. The transcript is spliced from 5 exons. NCBI's taxonomy places the organism in Eukaryota, Metazoa, Chordata, Aves, Piciformes, Lybiidae.
UUUCUGCCUCUGGCAUGCAAAGCUGUCCCAGCUGCUGAUGCCAGGAGCCUUCUUCUCUUGCUCCCCCACAGCUCUAUCAAAGGGGUGGCAAAGCUGGGGGUACUUUUCCCACGACUGGGGCUGAUGAUGUUGCAUGUCCGCAGGUGGUUGAAGUUUGAGGAGGACGUGGAAGACGGCGGCGAGCGCUGGAGCAAGCCCUACGUGGGCACACUGCCCCUGCCCAGCCUCUUGGAGCUGAAGAGCUUCAUCACCAGUGGGACGGUGCUGCUGGACAUCAGUGCCAGCAGCAUGGAGGAGAUUGCAGAUGCCAUCCUGCAGCAGCAAGGACAGCUCACAGGGCCUGAGGAACAGGCACGGGCAAGAGUCCGAGAAGUUCUUCUGAUGCAGCAUCAGCAUCAGAAGAAGAAGGAGAGGAGCUGCUGGCUGCCCAAGGCUGUGGCACCAGGAGCACAGGAAGACGCCAGGAGCUGUCGAUGGCAGCGCUUUGCCAAGCCAGCCGGGGAGACACACUGGCUCUGUGGAGGGCUCAUCCGGGACGUGAAGUGCAGAGCCCUGUGGUACUGGAGCGACUUUCGCGAUGCUCUCAGCCUGCAGUGUCUGGCGUCCUUCCUCUUCCUCUACUGUGCCUGCAUGUCCCCGGUCAUCACCUUUGGGGGACUGCUGGGGGAGGCGACCGAAGGCCACAUCGGUGCCAUGGAGUCCCUGCUGGGUGCCUGCCUGUCCGGUGUGCUCUACUGCCUCUUUGCGGGCCAGCCUCUCACCAUCCUCGGCAGCACCGGGCCCGUCCUUGUCUUUGAGAAGAUCAUCUACCAGUUCUGCAAGUAA